Penicillium odoratum is the source of this 1431-nucleotide messenger RNA. RefSeq names its product WD40 repeat domain-containing protein. Gene Ontology annotation, cellular component: mitotic spindle; microtubule organizing center; MWP complex. Gene Ontology annotation, molecular function: protein binding. The coding region runs from base 1 to 1431 and encodes 476 amino acids. NCBI's taxonomy places the organism in Eukaryota, Fungi, Ascomycota, Eurotiomycetes, Eurotiales, Aspergillaceae. Gene Ontology annotation, biological process: microtubule anchoring at mitotic spindle pole body; protein localization to mitotic spindle pole body; mitotic sister chromatid segregation. The record is from RefSeq and is a predicted model, not a curated record. The transcript has 3 exons.
AUGGACGCCUCAACCAGCGGAGGAGCUCCAUUGUCACUGGUGACUUCUGAUGACGGCCUUUUUGCGGCCCAUAUCAGUGGGAAAGACCUGGUCCUCCACACAAACCUCACUUCAGAUCAUAAAGACGUGCAAACAGCAAGAAUCAAAGAGAGUAUUGUCAAGUCUCUCAAAUUCUGUCCCUUAGGGACUUCACAUAGCAAUACCAAUCGCCAUCUGCUUAUCACAAAUGAGUCACGCAUCUCUGUUUGGCAGUUGGAACCCUUACAACAAGUGGCCGACAUUGAAAACCUCGAACCAGGCACGUUGAACGUUGAAUUCGGCGGAGAUGAAACCGAAAUUCUUGUUUUCCAUGCAUGGAAUAACAAAAUGGCAAUUCACUCAAUAGAUAAUGGUCAAACCUCCGUGAUCAAGACGCCCAAGUUCCCUCACCCGCUUGGAUUUGGUUACCGCCCACGAAGCAGGCGGCACCUUGCCAUUAUUCUGAAGCCCGAGGCCUCCGAUGUACUUACUAUUCACGAGCUUCCCUCUUACGGUCUUUUAAACCGCACAGUUCUUCCCACCAUCGAUGCCCAAGGUUUGAAGUGGAGUCCAGACGGAAAGUGGAUUGCUGUGUGGGACGUCGCUAGCUAUGGCACUAAAGUGCUGAUAUUGACUGCUGAUGGGCAGAUCUUCAGAACAUACAAUGGACCAGCGGGCGUGGAUGAUGCGUUUGAUCUAGGCGUGAAGCAUAUUGAAUGGAGCCCCCCAGCCGCGAGCGGUGCUUCAGAGACUCUCGCCGUCGGCAAGGUUAACGGCAAUAUUGACUUGCUACGGACUCGCACGUUCUCAUCCUCUACUACACUAUCACAUGUUUUCCCAGUAGACCAGAGCUCUCCCAACAUCUGGCGUGAGCGAUACACAAGCGCCAUGGGCGACGCAGAAUACGCCGAAGCAACAAGUUCUUCGGCAUUCAACAUGAGCCCCGAAUUAUCUGGCCCACCUCGAGGUGUAGCUAUCAUGGCAUUCAGCUCUGAUGGGACCUUCCUGGCUACGGUGGAUACCAUGCGAUCAAAUGUGGUCUGGAUCUGGGCUUUGGACGGUACGCCCAGACUGGCGUCCGUUUUGGUCCACGAACAUCCCGUACGACAGCUAGUCUGGCAUCCUUCUACACCACAGCUCCUUAUUAGUGCCAUCACAAAUAAUCUACCUGUGAUACGGUGGUGGUCACCUCAAAGUCAACCUAUGAUUGCUCGAGUUCCUACUCAAAAGAGCGAGAGUGGGAAGUAUGAGGUGAAAUGGUUGGUUGGGGCGGAUCAUGAUUCUGCAUUUUGGUUUGGUUCGUCCGAGGAAUAUGUGGUGGGAUAUCUCUCUGCUGAUGAAAACUCUAUUCAAUUUGAAGUGUUGAAUUCGGUGAUAAAUCGGGGAUAUCCUGCUGGUAGUAUAAGCCGAUGA